Helobdella robusta is the source of this 174-nucleotide messenger RNA. RefSeq lists its product as hypothetical. The annotation marks the transcript as partial. The record is from RefSeq and is a predicted model, not a curated record. Lineage: Eukaryota; Metazoa; Annelida; Clitellata; Rhynchobdellida; Glossiphoniidae. The transcript has a single exon.
AAACACAUAAGUUCUUUCAAAUCCAAGAUUUUGUCAGAUUUUGUGACAAAACAGUCUUUAAAUUUAUUUUCUACAUUGAAACUCAGUCAAAAUUUUCUUUGCUUUGAUCCAGAAGUAUGGCCACAACUAGAGGAUUACAAUAAUGCAAAAGAGAUAGUGACUGCAGUACGGGUA